AUGCAUGUGCAUACUUCUUGCGGUUCUCUCUCUCUCUCGAGUCUGCAACGAGACGUGCCAGUCGCAUGCCUCUGUCUUGUCUCUCUCUCUCUGUGCAACGACCGAUAAACGGGCUUACACACGCAUAUAGAUAUAUCAAACAUUUUAUUCGUCAUCGAGCAGAAACUUGACGCUUCGUGUGUGCUCCUCUUCUACUGCUUUUGCUGCUGCUGCUCCCGAGUGCUGCUGCUGAGUUAGCUUUAAACGCAUUUAUAGCGAGCGAGGCUUGCUGCUGUCUUGUAAAAUGGUUCAGAAGGAGGAUGUCUCUCUCACAAUUUUGUUCAUUUACACCAAUUCAAAUAAUCAACAGACAGUUCGAUGUGAGUUAAUUCCUCAAGAUGCAGAGACACUACUUGAAACUAUUAGAAUAAACACGCAACGUUUGGAUAAACAUGAUGACGACUAUCGUUCAGAGGAAUGUGUAUUUCAUGUUAAGACAUCUGAGGGGGAUGAAACUUUAACUCUCGAAGAGUUCAAACAAAGAAUUGAAGAAAUUAUGUCAGAAUCAGUUAGACGUUUUGUUCCAAUAGAAGUUCAUGUUGACAUUGGAGAUGAUAAACUUGCUGUUCCUGUGGACAAAGCACCUGAUCCAUAUAAUAUGAUUGUUAUAUUUGUACGUCAUUAUGCAAACAAAUCAAUCAAGGAAACACAAGAAUUUUCGAAUGACAAUGAACUCUUUGUUCAACGAGUUGAAACUAUGUAUGGAGAAGGUUCAAAAUGCAUAACUAUCAAAUUGGCUUCUGAAAAUCUACUAGCUGUUAAAAAUUUAAAAGACUUAGAAGAACGUAUUCCGGAUUUAAAGGCAUUGAAACUGUUGAAAUAUAUUCCUUUAGAAGUUCAUAUCAAUUUGCGUGAUGAAACGUAUCCAGAGGAUAACUUGCAAUACAGCCCAACAUAUCCUACAAAUGAAUUUUCCGAUAAUAGUUUUGAAAAUAACAAUAGACAUAAAAUGACUGAAGAUGAUGAAACAAAAUUAAAUGAUAAUUUGGAUUAUCAUUCAAAUCACAGAGACUCUCUAGAGAACUAUGAUUCUCCAAAAAGAAUCAUUUGCGAUAAUUCAGAAGACAUUGAGCAAAAUUAUGUUGGAUUAGUAAAUCAGGCUAUGACAUGUUACUUAAACAGUCUUCUUCAAGCUUUGUAUAUGACUCCUGAAUUCCGUAAUGCUUUAUAUAAUUGGGAAUAUAAGAUAACUGAUGUAGAUUCUGAAAUUAAAAGUAUCCCUUAUCAAUUGCAAAAACUUUUUUUAAAUUUGCAGACGUCAUCCAAACCUGCUGUAGAAACAACUGCUUUAACAACAAGCUUUGGUUGGAAAUCAUGUGACGCAUGGCUCCAACACGACAUACAAGAAUUAUGUAGAGUAAUGUUUGAAGCUUUAGAAACAAGGUUCAAAAAUACUCCUCAAGCUGAUCUUAUAAAUAGACUGUAUGAGGGUAAGAUACAUGAUUAUGUAAAGUGCCUGACAUGUAACACUGAAAAAUCAAGAGAUGAUACUUUCCUUGAUAUCCCAUUGCCAGUAAGGUCAUAUGAUUCUAGUGUAACUUACGAGAGUGUGGAACAAGCCUUAGAAGCAUUUGUAAAAUAUGAAACUCUGGAGGGAAAUAAUCAAUAUUUUUGUGAAAAAUGUAAUAAAAAAUCAAACGCUCAUAAAGGACUCAAAUUUACCAAAUUUCCAUAUAUUCUUACACUUCAAUUGAAGCGUUUUGACUUCGAUCACAAUGCAUUGUUUAGGAUUAAGCUGAAUGAUAGAGUGGAAUUUCCUGAAAUUUUGAAUUUGAAUUCAUUUAUCGAACCAACAUCAAAUCAAGAAUCGCCUUGUCAUACCGAAGACGCCGGCAUAAAUUCCAAAAUCACUGAUACUUUUCCUGAUGAUAAUGCCACAGAUGAUGACUGUUCUUCAAAUGAUGCAACAUUCAACAGUAAUCACGUAAACAAUCAUGAUGAUGAUGAUGAAGGUAUUGGAGAUAUGAGUAAUGGUUUGUCAUCAUCAUCUUGUAGUUUGCACAAUCACAGUAAUGAGAUAUUACGAGAAAAAUAUGCAGCAGCAAAAGGACCAUACAUAUAUGAACUAUUUUCUAUUAUGAUCCAUAGUGGUAGUGCUAGUGGUGGACAUUAUUAUGCCUACAUAAAAGACUUCAGAACCAAAAAGUGGCUUUGUUUCAACGAUCAAACUGUAAAACCUAUUACUCAAGAAGAAAUUAUUAAAUCUUAUGGUGGGGGUGACAGAGGAUCGAAUUUUAGUGCAACGUAUCGAUGUAGUACAAACGCUUACAUGCUCAUGUACAGACAAAUAGAUCCUGAGCGAAAUGUUCUACCAAUGCAAGUUGAAGAUUUUCCACCCCACAUCAAGACUCUUGUUGAAAAAAUGAAUGAGGAUAAAGUAAAUGGCUUGUAUAAAGAAAGUGUCGAAAGUCUGUAUGAAAAAAUUGUAUAUUAUAAGCAUCCAAAAACUGGCGUGCUUGAAAGUGUCAAAGUAUCAGUUAAUAACAGUUAUAAAUUAAGUCAACUAGUUGAAUGUGUAUAUCGCAGAGCUAAUCUUGAAAAUUUUGUUGAACUUGACCAAUGCCGAAUUGUUUCCUAUAAUCUUAAAUGUGAUCUUGUUAAUCAGGACUAUUUCAAUAAAGAAUCAGAAGAAUUAAGUGAUAUCUCAGAGCGUGGAUGGUUGCCAGAAUUGUUGUUAGAUAUAAGGAAAAAAGAUGAAGUUUUCCAUAGAUACAUUAGUCCUGUUAUAUUCACCAAGGUGUUUGUAAUUGAUGUCAUAAAAAGAGAAUAUGUCGAUGGACCUAAAUACAUUAGAGCUCAUGGGGGCCCUCAUGCUAUGACAGGCAAACAAUAUAAGGAGGAGCUUCGGAAACAUUUCGAUUUUGAUCUUAAUUCCAUCAUCAUAAUGUACCAAGAUCCAUAUGAACACUACAUUUUGAACGAUAAUGAUGUUUUCAAACGACCAUAUGAUGAUAAUCUGAAAGUUAGCAUUGGCAUCGGCUACGAUCCUGAUACUCUGAAAAGUAUUACGAGUAAAAUGUUUCACGAUUUUGUUGAAAGUCUAGAUAGCCUUAUAACAUUUCAAAUAGAUUCAAGUAACAUUAAUGAAAAAAGUCUAGCAGCAGCGAAAGUUCCUUCUUAUGAUGAUUAUGUUUCCCAUAAUGAGAAAAUCAAAGAAAGUAAUCAUGUUGAAAAAGAAGAUAAAAUGAUUUGUGUCUUAAAUAACGAAGAAGAAUCUGCUUCUUUAGAUUACUGCUCAAUAACAUCCGAUUUUUCCUCCAAAAAAUCUCAAAAAAUUUCUACUGAAAAGAAAAUUAAAUCAAACGUAGAAUGGGUGCACGAAAGAAAGCAAUUUUCAACGAAUUCAACUUUGAAAGAAACUGAAAAUCUUGUAAAUAAAAUAUCAAUUACUACAUCAGAUAAAGUCAAUGGUCUCGAAAACACAACUUGUGAAACGUGGAAGUCAAUCCAGGAUUCAAAGAAAGUGAGCGAAAAUACAACUUCUGCAUCUUCAAUGUCUUCUGCAGAUGACUGGAUAACACAAGAAACCAGUAAUAGCGAGGAUAGUAGUUUAAGUGAUAGUGACAGAACAUUGGUAGGCGAUGCACCAGACCACUCUGAACUUGAUGUUGAUACUGCAUUUUCCCCUACAUCUGUGCUUCGACCAAAUUCAUAUUUUAUCAAUGAAAAUUCUCAAGAAGAUGUGAAUGUUCACAAGUACUUCAAAAUUGUAAAAUUGCCACAGCCUGACAUUUGGGAGAUAACAAUGGAUGAUUCAUUCAAUGAAGAUAAAUUAAAAGAAAGAUUAGAACCUCAUUUUAAAAUUCCCAGAAGUUACUUCAGUAUUGGUGAUAUCAAUGUGGAGGAUAUCCCAAUGUAUUCUCCAACGAGGUUCCGAGACGAUAAAAAAUAUUACAUCAAUUUAGGAAGAGUUGUUUUGCCUGACGAAGUUAAAGUAAACGUCUAUAUUUUAGAAAUGAAUUCUCGUUUGCCUCUGUUCAAAUCAUUCAAUGUCAUAUUGAAGAAAAAAAUGGAACUCAGUGAACUCAAAAAAGAAGUGAUUUCUGCACUCAAAGAAAAUUAUGAUAUAACUUGGCCAUGUGAAAAGUGGCGUUUCUUAGAAUAUAAUAAUGACAGUAUAGGGGAUGUAUAUGAUCAGGAUACGUGUUAUAUUUCUGUAAAUUAUGAGCUAUGCAUUCAGAAAAUGGAAGAAGCUAAGCUGAGUGAAUCUGAAGUUUUGUUGUAUAUUAAGAGGUGGAAUCGAUCAGACGGAACUAUGGAUGAGCCUGAAGAAUUGAUUGUUGAAAAAUCUGAAUUUUCACAACAGUUGAUAGAAAGAAUAUCUAGUAAAUCAAAAAUUCCUGAGGAAGACUUAGAAUUUGCAACUUUUCCCCCCGCUCCGAAAUCCUCCGUCCACAAUGAUAGUAUAGAAAGUCUCCUCUGGAAGUCUCAAAUUACACAAACUGAAGUAGAUUUUAAAACUUACCUUUUAUACAGGAAUUCAAAGGAAACGCCGCGAGUGGACGACAGAAGUCGAAGUUAUCCAUAUGUGGCGUCAAAUCGAGAUACAAGUCUACAGACACAAUUGUCAUCUUCAUCAUUAUGCAGGCGACCACGAAGAACGGAAAAAGCCCUUAAAAUCCAUGUUGACUCAAAAUGAUCCGCUGAGGACCAUUCAUGCUGAGUAUUAUUCUCAGUGUCCAGUUAGCGAAUUAUUUGUUUUGAAAAAGUAAAUGAUUAUGAGUAUAUAUUGGAUUUAAUUUUACUUGUCACAGCCAAAAAAAGCAUGCAUUGCUUUAUUAAGGAGUUAAUGAGCAUUAAUUAUCGUUGACUCAUACAUUUUAAUACAUUGCUUAUUAUUUACUAUCAAUAAAAAAAACUGUGUGAUUGUGUGAACUGAAUGAAAAAAGUGAAAAAGUUGUUACUAUUUUGUCAUAGUUAUCAUACAAGAUGAAAGAGUGAAUGGAAUUACACUAGAAAAUAAAAAUCUUUCAAUGCCAUAUAGUUAUGUACUAUUUGUGUACAGACAUUCAAUUAAGAUACUCGUACAUGCGACGUAUACUGUUAAAAAAGGUAGGCAAAGAGUCAGAAGAUUUAUUUUUUUACAACUUUUCUGGCUUUUCUGUCUCUAAUUCCAUAGUAUUUUUAAAGGCUACGUUUCAUCAUAGUAUAAAAAUAUUCAAAAUCAAUAAAACUUUCUAAUACAAAACAAUACAUUAUUUCAAGCUUUUCGAAAUGAUACUUGUUCAAGUUGACAAAUUUAAAUAGCUUUCUAAUUUCUCAUUAUUGUGUUAUUUCAAAAAUAUUUUUCUCAAAAUUCCAAUCGUUAUUUUUUUUAAAGUAUUUCAAUUUCAUUGCAUUAUGUUACUUAUGAUACCUCUAAGACAAAUAUAUACAUUGUAAAUAAACAUUUUUUAAACAUGAUGAAAAAUAGCACUCUACAUAUUCGCACAAUUGUAAAUGAGCCAUUGAAUUUUAAAAAAUAUGAUGAUUCUUGUGAAUAAUGGGUGCAAGUGUCAGAAAAAUUCAGGUAAACUACCUUAUUUACGAUAAAAAAAAGAGAAAAUCAAUUGCCGUAGGUUUGCAUUUAUCGCAAUUGAUAUUUUGCGAAGCAUUUGUUGAAAAUUUUUUAAAUGACAAAAAUGAAAAAUUGAUUGUCAAGUCUUGCACACGGUCGAUUUAUUUUUUCCAACACAACUGAAUUCUAAAAUUAUUAUUCGUAACUAAAAUUUUGAUAAAUUAUUUUUCUCGUGUUAUUUGUAUUUGUUGUUCUAUCUCUUUAAGUGAAAAAGUAGAUGGAUUCGGAAUUAAUUAUGAUUAUUGAAUUAACGUAAUACUAUAAAUGUGGUUUUAAUAUUUUUGAGCUUUGUCAUAAUAUUGUUGUCAUCUAUAAAUUGGAAAAAUAUUCGUUACAUCUUUUGGCAAUAACUUUAGAAUUAUAAUCUAUAUGAUAGCCAUUUCGUUAUGUUCUUCUACGAUCCUAAACACAUCCAAGUUCAGAGAUUUUUAAAAUCAUGUGAAGCAGUAUUUUAUAAAAGCAUGCAAGUACACAAUGUUUUUCAUUUUGUUAUCGUUUUUAGAUCUGGACUUGGUUGAAA
Molecule: messenger RNA, 6116 nt
Organism: Trichogramma pretiosum
Lineage: Eukaryota; Metazoa; Arthropoda; Insecta; Hymenoptera; Trichogrammatidae
Gene: Usp47
Product: ubiquitin carboxyl-terminal hydrolase 47
Exons: 19
Coding region: 284-4678 (1464 amino acids)
Biological process (GO): protein deubiquitination
Cellular component (GO): cytosol; nucleus
Molecular function (GO): cysteine-type endopeptidase activity; cysteine-type deubiquitinase activity
Source: RefSeq, a predicted model, not a curated record